AGAGGAGGUAGGAUGCUGUGGCUCUCCCUGCUGUCUGUGGUGGUCCUGGGUUGUGUGACCCCGACCCAGACACACACUCACACACACACCCCGACGCCCACCUCCACACACACCCCUAUGGUGGUCAGCUCGGAGGAGGAGGUGGACGAACCGUGCUUCGAGCCGUGCACGUGCGAGGUCAAAGAGGGCGUGUUGCACGUGCACUGUGAUGGGCGGGGCUUCAUUAACGCCAGCCAGGUGUCCCAGUCCUGGCUCCGCCCCUUCAAGCUCAACCUGCAGAGGAACUCCUUGAGGCGUCUCUAUAGCAAUGGCUUCCUGCAUCAUAGCAAUGCCGUGGCGAUAAACCUAGGCAACAACGCGCUGCAGGACAUCCGUCCCGGGGCGUUUCAUGGUCUGGGGACACUGAGACGCCUCUACCUCCACGAGAACAAGCUGGAGGUGUUCCGCAACGACACCUUCUCUGGUCUGGAGGCACUGGAGUACCUGCAGGCCGACUACAAUGUCAUCAAACGCAUCGACAGCGGGGCACUACGCUACCUGCUUAAAUUACGAGUGCUCAUCCUCAACGACAACCUGAUCCCUGCUCUGCCUCCUCACCUCUUCAGAUCUGUGUCUCUGACCCACCUGGACCUGCGGGGGAACCGUCUGAAGAGCCUGGCCUACGCCGGGACCCUGGAGUACGUGGGCCGCAGCCUGAUGGAGCUCCAGCUGGAGGAGAACCCCUGGAUAUGUGGCUGUGAGGCUGUCCAGCUGCAGACCUGGCUGGGACACAUCCCCUACACCGCAGUGGUGGGGGACAUCACCUGCGAAUACCCCUUCCACCUGCACGGGAAAGACCUGAGGGAGAUACCACGCAAGGAACUGUGUGCCGGAGAGGUGGAAGGAGAGGGGGAGAAGGAGGGAGAGAGGGAGAAGCACGGAGGGGUACAGCCUCCUCAGCAUCCGCCCUCUAACCCGAAAGCGAACCCCAAGCCUGGGAGGCCCAGACCUACCAAACCGUCCUCCAUGGUUCACCAUCAGAACACACAUACAUCAUCUUCGUCGACUUCUUCAUCAUCGGUGGAGCGGAGGAGAGAGAGGUCCCCUCGGCCCACCAAGCGUCCCCGGCCCUCCAGGACACCCCCCACCCGGCGUAGCCUCCUCCCCAACCAGCCCCCUCCCAUCGCAGGGUACCAGACUCGCCCCCCCAUCCCCAUCAUAUGUCCUCUGGGGUGCACCUGUAACCUCCACAUCUCAGACCUAGGGUUGACAGUCAACUGUAAGGAGAGCGGCUUCCAUAAUGUGUCCCAGCUCACGCCACGCCCCCUCAACGGACGGAAGCUGUACCUCAGCGGCAACCUCAUCCAGCGGAUCUAUAAGUCAGAUUUCUGGAAUUUUUCCAGUCUGGAUCUACUUCACCUGGGAAACAACCGGAUCUCCUUUAUUCAGGACGGAGCGUUCUCCAGCCUGCCGACCCUGAGGAGUCUCUACCUGAACGGCAACAACCUGCAGAGGCUUAGCCCACACAUGUUCCUGGGUCUACUUAACCUCAGGUAUCUGUACUUUGAGUACAAUGAGAUCGGUGUGGUGGAGGUGGGAGCGUUCAGCCCCAUGCCGUCUCUCCAGCUGCUCUUCCUCAACGCCAACCUGCUGAGGUCACUUCCUAUCGGAGUGUUCCAGGGCAUCUCCCUCUCUCGCCUCAACCUCCGCAACAACCACUUCCUCAGCCUGCCUGUAGAGGGGGUGUUAGAGCACCUCACUGGACUGGUGCAGGUGGACCUGCAGCAGAACCCAUGGGAGUGCCGGUGUGAUGCGGCCCCUCUGAAGCGCUGGCUGGAGGGCCUGAGUGCGGUGGUGGUGGUGGGGGAGGUGGUCUGUCACUCACCAGAAGAGACCACAGGUACAGACCUUCGCUCUCUUUCCCUGGACCUCCUCUGUCCAGACCUGGACACCCACCAGGCCACGGUGGAGAACCAGGGGGAGUGGAACAGCUCCACAGCCCCAGACGGUGAUUUCUCUCUGGGCUACCCCGUGCCAGGCCAUGGCCCCCUGGGUCCCUUCCCUAAGACUUCCAUCCCUCUGUCGGUGUUGGUGCUCAGCCUGCUGGUGCUGUUCGUGUCGGCGUUCUUUGCGGCAGCGGCGCUGAUCGCCUAUGCCCUGAGGAGGCGGGACAAGCUGCCGUUCCGGCGGCAGGGAGAGGUGGAUCUGGCUGGGAUCCAGAUGGAAUGUGGGAUAUUCACCGAGCAGCAGCACCACAGGUUACCAGUACCGAAGACCCCUCCUCCGUCUGCCUUGCAGCAUAGCCUCGUCUACGAUAGCAUCCUCCCCGCCGACCCUGGCCCUAACCCUAACCUCAGUCCCUCAACACACAUGUGCAAUAGCCCAGUCUAUAAGAAUGAGGAUGAUUCAGUGGUGAAGCAGCAAUGGCAACAACAGAAGCAGUUCUCUGCUUCUAAAGAGAAAGGGAACGUGGGAAGAUACCCCUCGGCGGGGGAGAGAGAGAGCGAAGGACACUAUCGUUUUGUGGCAGAGAGAGAGCGAGAUUGUAACAUGGAGGUGUCCUGUCCCCCCAUCAGUACCGUUGCCGGGGCAGUGGGACCCCCUCUUUCAGAUCUCCGUGGAAACGGGACCCUCUGCCCAACGGUCAUAGACAGCCAGGGCCCCACCCCCAAGGUGGGAUUGGUUGACUGCCUGUUUGGGAUCUCUGGAAUGUCCGCCGCCGUCCCAGAGUUCCGAGACCUGCCGGACAGGUAUACACGUCCCCCACCACCCCGCUAUCCCCACCCUCCACAACCCCCUCAGCCCCCCGAACCCAAAGAGGAAACUAGAGCCAGCCAAUCACUCGUGGUUACUACAAUGACAGCGUGCGCGGGGCCAAGCAGUAGUAAUCAGAGCCAGAACUCAGAGUUUCCGCGAGAGUUGAGAAUGAGACUCAGUACCAAGCCGGAUUACAUGGAAGUCCUGGACAGAUCUUAUCAGUUCUAAUAGAUAAAUGUUACUAUGGAACCGCUGGCGUUGACAAUAAAUGACUCCUGUAAUAUGUCAUGUCUUGAACAUGUUAAUAUGCAGAGGUAAACCUGUGUGUGGCGAGAGCUGUUAGGACUAGGAGGAAGUUACUCUUAGAUGAGGCUUUGGAAAGGAUAAGCUGAUCCUAGAUCAGUGCCUGAGACUAGCAAUUACUUUUUUGUACCGUUGAUGACUAAAUACUAAGUAUCAGGCUUUUUUUAUUCCCAGCAUCACAAAGCAAGACAAUGUGGUGUGUGUGUGUGUGUGUGUGUGUGUGUGUGUGUGUGUGUGUGUGUGUGUGUGUGUGUGUGUGUGUGUGUGCGUGCGUGCGUGCGUGCGUGCGUGCGUGCGUGUGUGUGUGUGUGUUCAUGU
Molecule: messenger RNA, 3357 nt
Organism: Oncorhynchus masou masou (cherry salmon)
Lineage: Eukaryota; Metazoa; Chordata; Actinopteri; Salmoniformes; Salmonidae
Product: SLIT and NTRK-like protein 3
Biological process (GO): axonogenesis; regulation of presynapse assembly; positive regulation of synapse assembly
Cellular component (GO): GABA-ergic synapse; postsynaptic density membrane
Molecular function (GO): protein binding
Source: RefSeq, a predicted model, not a curated record